Molecule: messenger RNA, 2022 nt
Organism: Trichobilharzia regenti
Lineage: Eukaryota; Metazoa; Platyhelminthes; Trematoda; Strigeidida; Schistosomatidae
Source: the annotation of a GenBank genome assembly
UGACCAAGGUGAUGUCUAACCAAAUAGACGACCAUAAAUAAACCAUAUAUAUAAACACAAAACCGUAUAGGCCAGACAGAUAAAAUAAUUGUAGGCUUCAAUGAAGUACACUUCAAUCGUCACUGUUUUGAUCACUCUAACUUUACUUCAUCUUCGUCAAAAAUGUAUCUAUGGUGAUGAUAGCUGCUCAGGUAAUCCAAAAGUUCUAUUCCUAUCUCUUGAUGGAUUUCCCUAUCACUACUUUGAUUUGGCUGAACAAAAUAAUAUCAAUCUGUCAGCGUUUAAAAAAAUUCAACAGUCUGGCGUUUAUGUGCACAGGUUGACAAAUGUCUUCCCAUCUUCAACAUUCCCAUCACAUUAUACCAUGGCUACUGGACUUUAUCCUGAAAGUCAUGGAAUAGUCGAUAAUGCCUUCUAUGAUCCAAUUAUUGAUACCACAUUUCGUAUAGGAAAUCCAAAAUCAGCAAAUGAUUCUCGGUUUUUUGAUGUCGGUGCUGAACCGAUAUGGGUGACAAAUCAACUACAAGGUUAUAAGACUGGGAUUGUUUUUUGGAUUGGAAGUGAAGCAGAAGUGAAAGGAGUCAGACCAAAUUUCUACUUGAAACCAUAUAAUGGCAGUAUCCCAUUUGAACAACGAAUUGACCUUCUAAUGAAUUGGUAUGAAAAUGAAGGAAUUAAUCUUGGCCUUUUGUACUAUCAUCAACCAGACAAGGCAGGACAUAUUUACGGUGCAGGAAGCCAUGAGGUACUCGAAUCUAUCGAGUAUAUCAACAGUCAAUUAGAAUAUCUGCUAAUGUCAAUCGAGUCACGACCGAAUCUUAAAUGUUCUCUGAAUUUAGUUGUAUCUAGUGAUCACGGAAUGGCCAAUAUGAGUGCAGAUCGAAUAAUAUAUUUGAAUGACUAUAUAGAAAGUAGUGAAUAUCUUUCAACGCCUCAACGAUUCGCAGUAGUUUGGACAUUAUGGCCCAAAAACGGAAGUUCUGCAGAAUCCUUGUAUCGGAAACUCAAAGGUAAACAUCAAUACAUGAAAGUGUACCUAAAGGACAAACUACCGAAACGUUUACACUUUGAGAAGAGUUGGCGUAUUGGUCCUGUGGUAGUCUUUGCAGAUUUGGGCUGGACGAUUGCGGCUGAACGGAAUAGCCUAUACAGUUUCACACUUAAAGGUGGUCAUGGAUACGAUCCAAUUAACGAAGAGAUGUCCUCAUUUCUCAUGGCUAUGGGACCUCGUGUGAGAAACAAUCAUACCGAUUUAUCCGAUGGCGAUGUUCACUUAGUAGACAUAUACGACAUGCUUUGUCUUCUGCUCGAUCUAGAACCAGCACCAAAUAAUGGCAGUAUUGAUCGAAUUCUUCCUUUCUUAACCCUUCAGAGAAAUGGAUCCAACUCGAAAAGAAUACAAAGCACAGCUUACAUCGUGGUUAUCAUUGUGUCUAUUUUGAUGUCACACAUUGCUUUGUUUCCACUGUCAUCAAUGUAAAUUUUCCAUAUGACUAUUAGACAUAACACUAGAUAAUUUAUUCUGUCAAUGUCUCGCUCGAUCGCUCGCUCGCUUGCUUGCUCACUCGCUGUCAAUUAGAUACUUUGCUUUCUUAAUAAUCUGUCUAUAUUUUUAUAGGAAUGCAGUUCAUAGUAUAUAAAACUUUGUAUGUUUUCUUCUGAAUUAGGCAACUAGAGUUACAGUGAUGAAUAAAUUCUUGUCCUGUUUUAAACUUCACAAUAAAAGUCAAAAAAAAGUCUCUGAUAAAUAGAAUUUCAUAAAAUAGGAAGAAAUAUCCAUAAGUCUGCAUGUUUGAACUUGCACACACACAGUCAGACAGAGAGUAGGAAGACUGUACAAUUAAAGGGAAUCAUACUUCGAGAAUAUGGAAGAUGAUCUGCUUUCGUUCCGUCUUCAUUUUCCCUCCCUUACUAAUGCUGUUAUUAUUAUUAUUAUUAUAUUAAAAUAAGUUUGUUAAACACUACAGUGAUCUUCAUCACACUUUCUGUAUGUUGUAAAUCACUGAUUGAUUCUUCAACCAA